AUGGCGGCCAAGCCCGCCCUCUCCCUCCUGUUGGCCGUGCUGGCCUGCACAGGGCCUGCCCGCUCCUCCCCUCCCCUCUUGCUCCGCCCCCGGGAGAGAGAGAGGGACUUGGGCGUAGUCAACAUUGCUGUGGUCCACUCGGGCUCCUCCCUGCUCCCAGAGACGGCCGCUGCUGGGGGAACGGGCGCCAUGGGCGGGCCGGUGGGGCCUCAGGGGAGGGGGGCCUCGUCGUCAUUGGCUACGGUGGCGGUGUCUGCGCCGCUGGCAUCUGCGUCGGCGGCUCUGGUGGGCGAUAGUGUGAUGACGCAGUAUGGCCCGGCCAACGUGAUCUACCUGACGGUGAACGAGAGCAGCCCGGCGAGCCUUCUGCUGCAGCUGUGUGAGCUGCUGGCCACCACGCCGCUCCAGGGCCUGGUGUUCGAGGAGGAGAGGCCCCCGCCACCCAACCAGGCUCCCCUGGCCCCCAUGCUGGAGUUUGUCUCGGCCCAGACCGGAGUGCCUGUUGUAGCCGUGGGAGGAGGGGCCGGCCUGGGCAGGGAGCCACAGGUAACUACCUGGCUGUGAACUUUGCCUUCUUAAUGGAUUUCAAGUAAUCAAUCAGUCGUAAGUUACUGUGUGUUUGAAGCUUAAUCUUACCCAGUUGGGAGAAUUUGGCACAUGACGUCUUCAUUUUCUGGUUGGAAACUGGGUUUCUGGUUGAGAAGACACCAUAAAACCAGAUUGCAACCAACUGGUCUCUGUUACAACCAGGUAAAGAUGUAUUUUUCAAAACGUCAUGGGAAAGACGUUGUAUUUUGGUUGUUAUCUUGUUGCUAAAAAUAUGUUUACGAAAUGUCCCCUUAUACAACUAGUAUGAAAAUUGCCCGCUGAAUACAGUGUGGUCUGAGUAGGAGAACACUACUUCAGUCCUCGAGGGGGCCGCAGUCCUGCUGCUUUGUGUCUGCCUGGCACUUACUGUAAUUGAACAAUUAAUGUCAAUGAUUGCUGGGAAGGUUCAACACUUGGUUUCCAAAGGUAAAAAUCUGCCGUUGAUAAAACAGAAAACAGAGAGAGUGGCCCUCGAGGACGGGAGUUGUGCAACCCUACACUCUUAGAAAAAAGGGUUCCAAAAGGGUUCUUCGGCUGUCCCCAUAGGAUAACCCUUUUUGGGUCCAGGUAGAACCCUUUUUGGUUGCAGGUAGAACUAUUUUGAGUUCCAUGUAGAACCCUCUGUGAAAAGGGUCCUACAGUGCAUUCGUAAAGUAUUCAGACCCUUUCACCUUUUCUACAUUUUGUUACGUUACAGCCUUAUUCUAAAAUGUUUUUUUUCUUCUUUUUUCAUCAAUCUACACACAAUACCCCAUAAUGACAAGCAAAAACAGGUUUUUAGAAAUGUUAGCAAAUGUAUUAAAAAUAAAAAACAGAAAUACCUUAUUUACAUAAGUAUUCAGACCCUUUGCUAUGAGACUCAAAAUUGAGCUCAGGUGGAUCCUGUUUCCAUUGAUCCUCCUUGAGAUGUUUCUACAACUUGAUUGGAGUCCACCUGUGGUAAAUUCAAUUGAUUGGACAUGAUUUGGAAAGGCACACACCUGUCUAUAUAAGGUCCCAUAGUUGACAGUGCAUGUCAGAGCAAAAACCAAGCCAUGAGGUGGAAGGAAUUGUCCGUAGAGCUCCGAGACAGGAUUGUGUCGAGGCAUAGAUCUGGGGAAGGAUAACAAAAAUUGUCUGCAGCAUUGAAGGUCCCCAAGAACACAGUGGCCUCCAUCAUUCCUAAAUGGAAGAAGUUUGGAACCACCAAGACUCUUCCUAGAGCUGGCCGAAUAGCUCUCUGAAUAAUGAAUAAAGCGAGGGAGUUCAACGGUGGUCAUUUACAUAUGCAUAAUAUAGUUCCAUCUCAAUUGUAGUCCUCUGUUCAGAGAUGGGCAGUAUUUCUUUUACAUGUAUUUGAAAUACGUAUUUUAAUUACUUUUAAGUAUUUUGUAAUUUGUAUUUCACUGGCCUGAACUACAAUCCAAUGUAUUCUGUAACAAGAUACUUUAGAUCAGUGUUUCCCAAACUCGGUCCUGGGGACGCCAAGCGGUGCACUAUUUGUUUAUUGCCCUAUCACUACACAGCUGAUUAAAAUAAUCAACUAAUCAUCAAUAUUUAAUUAUUUGAAUCAGCUGUGUAGUGCUAGGGCGAAAAACUAAACGUGCACCCCAUGGGAUCCCCAGGACGGAGUUUGGGAAAUGCUGCUUUAGAGAGCUGUAUUUUUGUAUUUUCAAAAUACAAAAUACUUUUCCAUUUAAAAAAAAUAUAGCGGUUCACAAUUUUGUGGCCCCCUAUCACCCCAUAUUUGCUGCAUUGGUAUCAAAAGUCUGAUGACACUAUGAUGUGAAAAUGGAAAUGGAAAAAUGAACACUUGCAUUCUGCACUGGGUAUUAUUCUAAUUAUCUCUGCCCACAAACAAGGCCACAUUUUAUUCAAAAGCAAAUUGUUUGGGGGUGGAGCUCAUUACAAUAAUACCCAGUGUGCUUUGCAAGUGCUAAUUUUUAACAUUUACAUUUUGGUCAUUUAGCAUACACUCUUAUCCAGAGUAUUCAACUAAGGUAGAUAAACAACAACAUCACAGUCAUAGCAAGUAAAACGUUUCUGUAACCGUUACUGAGAAUGUUGUUGUAGUUAAUGGGGCUACUUGCAAGUAUUUUUAUUAAAUACAUGACUUGGCAAAAGUAUUUUGUAUUUUGUAACAAGAAACAUUUUUAAGUAUCUUUGCCCAUCUCUGCCUCUGUUAUCUUGUCUGUCUCCAUUCCCUCAUCUGUUCUUAUCCUAAUCUAAAAGAACUGGACAAGUGUAGGCUUUCCAGUCUGGUCAGAUCAGUGAAGAUGAAGGAAAGGAAGUAUUUUUCAUUGAAAAUCAUGACCUACAGUGCAAUACAGAAUUUCAAAUCAACUAAAAAUGAUUUGUCACAUGCUUUAUAGACAACACGUGUAGACUAACAGUGAAAUGCUUACUUACGGGUCCUUUUCCAACAAUGCAGAGCUAAAGCUAAGAUAACAAAUGUAAUAAAAAAUAGAAAUAGUUGCACAGUGAAUAACGAAUAAUUGAAUGUACUUCUGGUAAAACACAGGGACAUACUGGCGGUGUCCCAAAUGGCACCCUAUUCCCUAAAUAGUGCACUGCUUUUAAUCAGGGCCCAUAAGGUUCUGGUCAAAAGUAGUGCACUAUAAAGGGAAUAGGGUGCCAUUUGGGACAAACUGUAGGACUGUACUGGAAAGACUUCACAGUAGACAAGACAGACAAAGAGAAAAAAAGAAAGGGAGGGAGGAAGGAUAUUGAGACUGGAAUUCAAUUACAAUGGCCGUAUUGAUGUUUGCGCAGUGUCUUUGUUUAAAAACCCUACCUACGCAUGUAGUUCUUACUUGAAAACAGGAAGCUUUUCUUACUUUGAAAACAGUCUGCCUGGGGGUAGCAGCAGUAGUAGGGGUUUUAUUGUACCAAGAGACAUUGUGUGAUUAUAGGCCUAUUUAACCGUGGGUAAAAUUGCUAUUGCAUGAAUGUAAGCCACUGAACAGGUAAGAAACUUGAUGCACCACAAGUUUAAUGUAUCUUUCUUAACCAAUGGUAUGGUCUAAAUAGGCCUUCAUUUGACUAAGCCACUGCAAUGCGUCUAGGACUGAAUUAAGCUCACACUGUCGUUCUAAUUUUACAUUACUCCUAACAUUGGCCAUGUUCAGUAGGGGAAAUCUGUGUUCUUAUUGGACAAGUUCAGGUACUACCACCUCGUUUCCUCGAAAACAAAAUGUUUAAUCCCUAUUAAACACAACACUGACUCCACUGUAUUCAUAAAGCGUCUCAGCGAAUGAGUGCUGAUCUAGGAUCAGAUCUCUCCUGUCGUUGUAUCUUACUCAUUAAGAUCUAAAAGGCAAAACAGGUCCUAGAUCAGCACGCCUACUCUGAGACUCUUUGUGAAUAAUAGGCCUGGAUUCCUCCUCUAUAGCAGAAAAUGAAAUUCUGUGUUCUUAUGGACAGAUACUACCUCCCCAUUUCACUCCGCUUUAAAACGUUUUCUCCCAACUGAACACAACCCUCUAGGAGAGCGGCUCCAUCCUCCAGAUCACUGCACUCUCUCGCUCCCUCUUUCCCCCUCCCUGUCCUGAAAACCCAUUUCACUUUUUAACAAACUGUUUUCUCCCCCUUCUCUACACCACUGUUGUCCUCCUCCCCCAGGAGAGCGGCUCCAUCUACCUCCAGUUCACCUGCUCUACAGCCAUGCAGCUGGAUGUGGUCUUUGAGGUGCUGGAGGAGUUCGACUGGACCUCCUUCUCCGUGGUGGCCACGCGUCACCAUGGUUAUGAGGACUUCCUGGCCAUGGUGGAGGCCCUGACGGACGGAUCCUUCAUCGGCUGGGAGAAGAAGGGCGUGGUCAUGCUCAACGUCACCGACGACCCGGGAGGGACGCGCACGAGCAGGCUGCUCAAGGAGAACGAGGCGCAGGUGAGAUGGCUUCUACCGUCUUUUUUUUAUCUGCCGUAUUUUUAUGCUUUAUGAUUUUUUGUCUGAUGGUACAGAAGUAGAGGGGGAUACUGAUGAAGAGGGGAGACACUGCAGGAAGGACAGACACUGGGGAUUGAAACCAGGUCCCCGGUAGGGAGGCAUGUAUAUGUGCUAGGAGCGGGUGUGUUACCACUAGAGCAGGGGGUCUACACUGGGGACCUUUUUAUUUACUCCUCUUAAUCAUUUUGUCAUUUUCAUUUGUAUUUCUUGAGACAGGAUUGAAGGUAGAAGGGAGACAUACAGAAUAGCUGUGGGACUGGGAUUUGAUCCCACACUGAAGGGGUAAACAUGCAGUUGUGUAUAUGCCCCAGUCCUGCACAUUCCCUGUCUGCACUAAAAGCUCCACGGACCAUCAGACUGGAUAGAUGUGCUGCAGAUGGUAGCUCAACCCGCUAUACCAGCCCCAGGCACAGGACUGUGGGGACCUUUGUUGUAUUUCAUGCCAUCGUCCUGUCUUUGCAGUCCUUUCAUUGCAGUGUACCUGUACUGCUGGACAGUGUUUCUCCACCUUGUUCCCAAGGUGUCACGUUCGUUUAAUGACGGGUCAGACCAAGGCGCAGCGUGAUAUGCAUACAUGUUUAUUAAACCAAAUAAACACAACGACAAACUAAACGAAACGUGAAGUCCAAGGUAGUACAGAAAACAAACCUUACACGGAACAAGAUCCCACAACUAGACAGUGCCAAUAGGCAGCUUAAGUAUGGUCCCCAAUCAGAGACAACGAGCGACAGCUGCCUCUGAUUGGGAACCACACCGGCCAACAUAGAUCUAGACAUACUAGAUCCUAAACAUAGACAAAGCACAACAAGGAAUAUACACACCCUGACUCAACAUAUAAGCGUCCCCUGAGUCAGGGCGUGACACAAGGACUCUGCUGUGCAGGCUAUACCGGAUUUCACUCCUGCUGAGAAUUAAUUUGACACUGAUUAGUACAGUAUCGUCUUGGUAACCAAUUACCUGAAAGACACUCCAAUCACCGUUCUUGGAAAUAUGCAAAGACAUUACGCCAGUUUCUCUGAAUACUUAUUAAGUUACCUGGCAUACUUCAAAUAGUUUGGUCUGUGACAUUGAAUUCAGUCUUGUCUUCCAUGUGUUACAUUGCCCAGCAAGAAAACCUAAAAUGUCGCUCAAACAGAAGGGGGAUCUAACAAAUAGUCACUGACAACAACCAAAACAAAACGUGUAAUGAAACAUGUAACGGCACACAGGAACACUCUAGGGUACUUUUCGGAUAACCCAUCAGGUUCCUCUACUCUGGGUUCAUUACAAACGACAGGAUUUGGAACCACUUUCCCCCCAUCCGAAUCAUUUCCCAAAAUGAAUGAGACCCCCUUCACCAGUAGGCUAGGCCUCACUCCAACGACAACAUAACAAGAAUUAAGAUCAGACUGGAGUUCCACAUUAUACAAAGGAACAUCCAUGCAACCCAUCUCCACACCUUGUACUAACACACUGUAACCAGUUGCUGAAGUGCCAGAGAAAGGCAAAACACCCUUUAAAAUGAAGAACUGGGCUGCCCCAGUGUCUCACAGUAUCUUCACCGGCUGCUUAACAGCAUCGCCACUCUGCAGAGACACGAACCCGUCUGAAACAAAGGGUUCAUACACAUCUGAUCCAAAAUCUUGUUUAGGAGAUACACCAGUCCCAACCAGAGACUUAAUGGGCUGCAGUGCUCCCACAACAAGAAAUUUAUUUUUCUUUCUCUCAUUUUUCUGUUUCAACUUAGGACACAGAGACAAUGUGUCCUUUCUCACGGCAGUAAUGACAAACUGGCGGAUACGAUAAACCAGUUUUCUGCCGAUAUUUAUCUUUGGGCACUGUAGAAAAGGACUGAAACCUCGUAGUAGGAGGUGACUUCCCUGGAUUGGCUUUUGCGUAGGGAUAACUACUGGGUGCUUUGUUUGUGAAGGUAGUUUUAUGUCAACACAAACUCAUAUGCAAGGACUGCAGUUUUCUCAAGAGUGAGAUCCUUGUGCUCAUAAAUGUAGGUAGCAACCCUUUCAUAAAGGCAAUUCUUGAACUGCUCGAGAAGUACGAGUGUCUUUAAAUCCUCAAGGUCCUUAACCUCGUGAGUACCACACCACCAAUCAAAAAGACAUGCUUGUUCCCUUGCAAACUCAACAUGGCUUUGUGAUUCUGUCUUUCGUAAUUUACGGAACUGUUGUCUGUAUGCUUCUGGGACCAAAUCGUAAGCCCGAAGGAUAGUAGUUUUAACAGUGUCAUAAUCUGAACUCUGGUUAAGAGAUAAAGCGGCAUACACUUUCUGAGCUUUUCCUACAAGAACAAUUUGGAGGAGCAGUGACCAAAUAUAUCACAGCCAUUUUAGGGAUGUGGCAAUCCGCUCAAACAGAGUAAAAUAUACACCCACCUCCUUUUCGUUGAAAGGCGGUACAAGCUGGCUGUUCUGACCAAGAUCAAACUCUGUUUAGGGUGCUGGAUGGCCUGACUGGAUUCGGAGCACUUCCAGAUCCAUCUCUCUUAAUCGAAUGGCAUGCGCACGUUCUUCUUGUUCUAGUCUGGCUGCACGUUCUCUUUCCCUUUCCUUGUGCUCAAGCUCUAAUUUCUGUUGUUCAAGCUCUAAUCUUUGUUGCUCCAACUUUGCCUUUAGUUCUAACUCCCUUAGUUGCACGUCUACGGGAUGUACUCUACCACCCGCAGGACCCUUUUCAUCAACCUCCCUCUCCGGAAAGAUAUCCUCCUCCACCAAAGCAGUACCGAUCAACUCUUUAACUACUGCUUUUGGAUUGCCACAUACCACUUUGGCAUAAUGCUUUGCAAUGAUGAGCAGAUUCGCCUUUGUACAUUUAUAUAGGAUCUCCCAUGUAGGUUUUCCCACAAAUGCUUCCAACUUAAAGUCCAUGGCUUAAAUGUUUUAAGCCUGUGGGUUUAUGCAACUUUCAAAAUGAUUCCACCAGUCUUAUAACCCCUCAGGGUGGAUGUCAGGGACAGAAACUCUACCACAAAAGGCUAUUCUGAACACUCAUAUCUGGGCACAGCAGAGCUUCAGAGUAGGUGAUAAGAGCAACAACCAUACUCAUGGGAAACAAGAUCCCGGAUGAGCACACAGUUUCCCCAGCAAGAAAAAAAAAAUUUGUUGCUCAAAAAGAAAGGGGAACUAACAAGAGUCACUGACAACAACCAAACCAGGUGGGGUUUUAGGAGGGUUUCUGAAAGACAGUCAUGAGGGUGUCCACUGAAAGUUGUCUAGCAACAACAACUGCAACCUAAAAGACACCCACCAUGAGCGCCCACUAACUUUGCCCACUAAGCCUCCUGAGUGGCGCAGUGGUCUAAGGCACUGCAUCGCAGUGCUAGCUGUGCCACUAGAGAUCCUGGUUCGAAUCCAGGCUCUGUCGUAGCCGGCCGCGACCGGGAGACACAUGGGGCGGCGCACAAGUCGUCCAGGGUAGGGGAGGGAAUGGCCGGCAGGGAUGUAGCUCAGUUGGUAGAGCAUGGUGUUUGCAACACCAGGGUUGUGGGUUCGAUUCCCACGGGGGGCAGGUAUGAAAAAAAUAAAAAUAAUAAUGUAUGCACUCACUAACUGUAAGUCGCUCUGGAUAAGAGCGUCUGCUAAAUGACUGAAAUGUAAAGAGUCAAACAAAACUCACACCAAACUUAAGGACAGGAAGCAAACCAAAAAGUGGAGCAAAGCGAAAACAGGGAAGAUCAGAUAAGGGAUUGUUUUUCUAGCAAUAGGGCUUGUCAACUAAAGGUGUUAACCCACCACAUUUCUCAAGAGCACUAGGCUAGACACACUUAAAUAGCACCUGGGCCAGCACAGUUGAAACACCUUCCCACUAACGAGACGGCAACCAGCACAGGUGUAACACAUACUGACUAACGAGGUGACACCAAUCGGUGCGCCCAACGUGCUAAAGUCCAAACUCAAAACAGAAAUGGAAAAACCAAAACCUAGAACACACAGAAUCGUCUAGAAUGUCAUUGUAUGCUGUAGCGUUAAGAUUUCCCUUCACUGGAACUAAGGGGCCUAGCCCGAACCAUGAAAAACAGCCCCAGACCAUUAUACACCUGUCAGCAACUGGUGUGGCUAAAAUAGCCGAAUCCACUGAUUUGAAGGGGUGUCCACAUACUUUUGUAUAUAUAGUGUAUGUAAAUAAGAAAUAGGAGAAUUAACAAAAAUAAACAGAAAUUAUGUAACAAUAUAACAUUUCACCCCAAAAACUGUCCACUGCUGCAGCCUGAAUGAGAAAUGAUCUGAGUUGAGAUGUUUUCAAAGAGGGCAGUGAACUCCCCCAAAACUGCCACAGUGUGACUGACAUCAUUUGACCCAGUUCGGUCCAACAAGACUCCCACAUAACCACACGCUCUCCCCCCUCUUCCUCCUCCCCCGCUCCUUCCAGGUGCGUCUCCUCUACUGCUCCCAGGAGGAGGCUGCGCUGAUCUUCAAGGCGGCCUGGGCCUCGGGUCAGGCCGGACACUCCCACAUGUGGUUCGCUGUGGGGCCAGCCCUGUCUGGCCUUGGCCUGGAGGGCCUCCCCAAGGCCCUGUUCGCAGUGCGGCCGCAGGGCUGGAGAGAUGAGCCCCGCCGGAGGAUUGCCAAAGGGGUGUCUGUGCUGACCCACGGAGCCAUGGCUCUGAGGAAGGAGUACGGCUGGGCCCGAGGGCCACACUACUUCGCAGGCAACUGCCAGACAGAUGGCAACCAGACGCAGAGGGUGCCAGACAGGAUCAGGUGA
Molecule: messenger RNA, 9212 nt
Organism: Coregonus sp. 'balchen'
Lineage: Eukaryota; Metazoa; Chordata; Actinopteri; Salmoniformes; Salmonidae
Source: the annotation of a GenBank genome assembly